UAACGAUCUUUACCGGGUACAUGGUUAGCAAACAAAAUCAACAUGGCAGCCCUUGACUCUGACACAGACACAGAGAAGAGAGGUAGCAUGUCUGAGCACACUGGUCUCCUCCCCAGCUCACCCAAGCACACCGCCAGUGCCGCCACAGUCUAUGCUUCUGAUGGAGAGACACCUUCACAAACAUACACAGGAAGAGGCUCCCAGAAGUCCAGUGAGAGUGAUGAAGAGCCAGAUGUGGAGUACGCUGGUCAGGGUGGAUUGAGGGAGGAGGAUGGACGAGGACGCAGGAGAGGAGGGCGGGAGGACGGGGACACAGAGGAGGACACGGCAGUGACAGGGGAAGAGGAGGACAACAAGAAGCAGAGUUGUGGACUGAUAGAUGUAUGGCGUGGGUUCCUGAAGCUCCUCCCAGAGAUCGGGGACGGAGAAGACGAUGACAGUGAAGAGUUUGAGAGUGCCCUAAAGGCAGGAGCACAACAGAUAGUACACCUGAUCAUCCCAGUGACCAUCUGCAUGGCCAUAGUGGUGUUGUUUGAGCUGACGGUGGCAGUCAACGACAAUGUCCAGUACUCCACCUUAGAGUAUCUGAUUCCUGAGUCCAAUGCUGGUGACAAUAGUGGCCUCCUGUUCAUUAUAGCCGUUGCUAAUGCUGCCAUUUUCAUCGUGAUAGUGAUUGUCAUGACUGUCGUAUUGGUGCUGCUCUUCAAGUACCGCUGUUACAAGGCUAUAUUUGUGUGGCUGCUCGUGGCCUCUGCACUGCUGCUCUAUGUGAUAGCAGGCGCCUUCUUCGUUAAUAUCCUGCAAGUGCACAACCUGGUUAUAGAUUGGUUCUCAUUUGCGUUCUUCUUAUGGAACUUUGGUGCCAUGGGGUUGGUGUCCAUCCAUUGGAAGGGGCCCCUCCGACUGCAGCAGGCCUACCUCAUCCUCACCAGUGCAUUAGUGGCAACCACGUUCCUCAAGUACCUGCCUGACUGGACCACCUGGAUCCUCCUCGUUGCUAUAUCACUCUAUGAUUUGUUUGCGGUGCUCUGUCCUAAAGGUCCUCUGAGAGUGUUGGUGGAGACAGCCAAGGAGAGAAACCAGCCCAUCUUCCCCUCCCUCAUCUACUCCUCUACGAUGGUGUGGGUUAUAGGAAUGGCAGACAAUAACGACAAGAAGUCCAACAAGAAGGGAGACGUACCCAAACCACAGCCCCAGAGAAGCGAGGCCACCAACAAAGUUGAAGGUUCUAUAAAUGCUGCUGAGCUGUCAGUGCGCAGGGAAGCUGCUCGUGAGUUGGCCAGGUCCCAGGAGAACCCUGACCUCCGACAGGCGGAGGAGGGGACAGACGGAGAUACUAACCAGGGAGAUGAUGAGCCACGAGGGUUCAAGCUUGGUCUGGGAGACUUCAUCUUCUAUAGCAUUCUAGUGGGUAAAGCUGCUCACGACAGUGAUGGAGACUGGGUCAUCAUCUCCUCUUGCUUCGUGGCCAUCCUCAUUGGACUGUGCCUGACUACCCUCAUCCUGGGUCUGGGUGCAGUGAGGAGAGCACUGCCUGCCCUCCCCAUAUCAAUAUUCUUUGGUCUCAUCUUCUACUUCACGUCUCGCUACCUCAUAGCUCCGUAUGGGGCCAUGCUGGCCACAACUCAAGUGUUCAUAUAACCUCUCCCCUGGGUGUGAACUAUAACAGUGUGUGUGUGUGUGUGUGCUAUUGACAUUAUUUCGUUUAACUAUGCUGUAUUAUAUAAUUUUAUAAUGAUUAUCUAGUUUGCACUAAUGUAUCAUUGUGUUGUAUAAUUACCUACAGCCAAUUUGAA
Messenger RNA from Halichondria panicea, 1796 nucleotides. RefSeq names its product presenilin-1-like. The record is from RefSeq and is a predicted model, not a curated record. Gene Ontology annotation, biological process: protein processing. Lineage: Eukaryota; Metazoa; Porifera; Demospongiae; Suberitida; Halichondriidae. Gene Ontology annotation, molecular function: aspartic endopeptidase activity, intramembrane cleaving. Gene Ontology annotation, cellular component: nucleus; plasma membrane.